UUCCGCGCUCCUCACAUGAACGCGCAAACUCUCUCCCGUGUAUCGAUGAAGCUGGUUGAAACAUGGCGGACUUCCUGCCGACCCGAUCCGUGCUAAACCAAUACUUCCCUGCUUGCCUGCUUACCAACACCGAGGUUGAACAGCUGAGGAAAUCUAAGGCGAUUGACAAAAGUAUUUCCCGGGACAAAACCUACGUGAAACGACUAGUGAAGAUACUUCUACUGGGCGCGGGCGAGAGCGGCAAAUCCACUUUCCUCAAACAGAUGAGGAUUAUCCACGGGCAGGACUUCGACCAGCAAGCUCGAGAAGAGUUCCGGGCAAUAAUUUACAGCAAUGUUAUCAAAGGUGUGCGUGUGUUGGUGGACGCACGGGAGAAGCUUCAGAUCCCCUGGGGUUCCCCUGACAACCAGGUGCACGGAGACAAUGUGAUGUCAUUUGACACACGAUCUUCGAUGAUGGUGCAAGGCCAGGUGGAGACGAGCGUGUUCCUCAAGUACCUGCCCUCUAUCCAGGCCCUGUGGGCUGACGUUGCCAUACAACAAGCCUACGACAGACGCAGGGAGUUCCAGCUGGGUGAGUCGGUUAAGUAUUUCUUGGACAAUGUGGAGAAGCUGGGGGAGCCGAGCUACAUCCCUUCCCAGCAUGACGUCCUGCUAGCCCGUAAGCCCACUAAGGGCAUUCAUGAGUAUGACUUUGAGAUCAAGAGUAUUCCCUUCAAGAUGGUGGAUGUGGGAGGACAGCGCUCGGAAAGACGGCGGUGGUUUGAGUGUUUUGACUCUGUCACCUCCAUACUGUUCCUAGUGUCUUCUUCAGAGUAUGACCAGGUCUUGAUGGAGGACAGGCAGACCAACCGGCUGAGAGAGUCGUUGAACAUCUUUGAGACGAUUGUCAACAACCGAGUCUUCAUCUCAGUCUCCAUCAUCCUCUUCCUCAACAAGACUGACCUGCUGGAGGAGAAGGUCUUGAAUGUUUCGCUAAGUAAAUACUUCCCAGAGUACACGGGGCCGGACCACAGCCUGCCGGACGUCCAGAAGUUCCUAGUGGACUGUUUCCGGGAGAAGAGAAGAGACUUGACACAGAAGCCCCUCUACCACCACUUCACCACAGCCAUCAACACAGAGAACAUCCGCCUGGUGUUCCGAGAUGUCAAGGAUACUAUCCUCCAUGACAACCUCAAACAGCUGAUGCUCCAGUGAACUAUGACCUCCAGAGAGGACCUGAGCAAAACCAGCCUCCGAGAGGACCCCAGAGAGGACUUAUUCUCCUGCCUGAAAGAGGACCUGAUUGAGGACCUCUCACCUUUUUAAAAAGAGGACCUGCAAUAAACCAGCCUUUAAGAGGACCUGGUUGAGGACACCCAUGCCUUGGGGAGGACCUUGACGUUCCACUUCUGUUUAGAUGUUUUUAUUUGGUUUUUACUGCCCUGUGGUGAGUGGAUGGUCUAAAGACUGCUCUGAAGUCAGUUUGGCUAGGGACAUGAUUGAAUGCUGGAUAAUAAGCUCUGUCCCUGGGCCAGUUUGAUGUCUACCCUGAUGCAUACCGUGCUGUCAUAGCCCCUCUCCUGGUCCACUGAUCUGUGUGACUAACUGAUGGAGAAACCAUAACGCCUUCAUACAACAUCUUAAUAACCCUUAAUCACUGUGUGUGUGUGUGCGCGCACGCAUGUGUUAAUCUGUACUGAGCUAUCUGUGUAUACCUGUCUAGCCUUAGGUAUUUGCGUAAACUAUCCUUUAAUCAAUCAUGUUCUUGAUCACCUACAUUCCAAUGUGUGUGUGUAUACAGUUAAAUGUCUGCCUUCCUAUUCCCUGGUAGUUAUCUUGUAACUCCGCUGUAAGGACACACACACUUGCAGCAGGCAGGCGUGCCGGUUAGCUAAUAUUGUUAUCUCAGGGUUGUAUGGAGACCAUUGUAUAAACGUCAUUAUUGUGUCUGUAGUCUAUUGUCUAGACCCCUCAAAUUCAAAAUCUGGACCGUCGUUGCUUUUUUUCCAUUUUCCCCCUCUAGUCAGGGACUGGUUUAGACCUGGGACAUCAGGUGGGUGCAAUUAAUGAUCAGGUAGAACAGAACCAGCAGUACUCCAUACCUCGUAGGGUCAUAUUUGAAUACCCCUUGUCUAUAUUGGAUACUCCAGGUUAAAGCUUUGGAAGAAACGGGCUGCAACGGGGAGGUACUAUCUGAACUUGUCCAAUAAGGAACGCCUGUUUUUUUUUUUUCAUUGCACAAUGUUUUGAAACGUUUUGCUACAGUGUGCUCUAAUGAAUACAACCCAGAAGAGCAGAGGGGUGUGUCUCAGACCCUGGGCUGCAUUCAUUUUGGGAGCAAAUGUUAUAUAACCGUCAGGUAGAUCCAUACAGGCAUGUUAAUUCCUAUAUGAACGUUCUAUAACGCCUCCCUCCCCUCCCAUUGGUGCCCUCGUAAAGGAACGUGCAUUGCGUUAGACAGCCUCUCUGGCCAUCUGUUUGAUGUUUAUAGUUGUACAGACUGACUCCAAUUUAUAUUCUAGUUGAAAUGUUUUUGUUUCUUUCCUGUCUAUACUGUAACCUGUGUUGUUGACGACCAUCGUGUGUGUGUGUAUACUGUCCUAAUGUGUAUAGGUAUGCUGACACUGUAAAAUCUGCCACCUUUAUAGUGCUGAAUGACAGCUUGAGGCUGACUCCAGAUCAGCGUUUGAACGUUUCUCUCCUGCUAAAUCACACUCUGCCUUCACCGUAAGUGUAUAAGGAUCAACUGUCAUAGUUUCCCUCUAGCUACGGAGAUGACGCGUCUGUCUUUCCGCUGUACCUCUCUGGCUCUGGCCUUGUACAUACUGACACCUGAUGCCUUAGUUGUAAUAUAAAACACUUGGUUUACUUUCAUGUGUAAAUGGUUGUUUAAAAAAUGGGCAGAUGAUGAUGAUUGCUGUUUCACACUUUGCCUUGUCGUUGAACAGACUAUGGACAUGUUUCCUUUUUCUAACAAUCAGCGUUCUUCCUUGUUUAAUGCCACUCUAACUGUUAAAAUAAAACAUAUUUCUUUAA
This is a messenger RNA of Salvelinus sp. IW2-2015, 3017 nucleotides long. RefSeq names its product guanine nucleotide-binding protein subunit alpha-13. Gene Ontology annotation, cellular component: heterotrimeric G-protein complex; brush border membrane. Gene Ontology annotation, biological process: Rho protein signal transduction; adenylate cyclase-activating G protein-coupled receptor signaling pathway. Lineage: Eukaryota; Metazoa; Chordata; Actinopteri; Salmoniformes; Salmonidae. The record is from RefSeq and is a predicted model, not a curated record. Gene Ontology annotation, molecular function: G-protein beta/gamma-subunit complex binding; D5 dopamine receptor binding; GTPase activity.